AUGACCGACUACGGCUAUGGCACAGGCGACGAAGAGCUGGCCGAAGUCAGGAAGCUCGAACUCGAUGUUCAAGCCAGCCCGGACGAAUUCGAGAAUUGGGAAAAGCUGGUUCGCGCAGUAGAAGGUCUUGAGGGUGGUCUGAACAGAAACUCGAGUCCUCAAGCCAUCACAGCCGCCAGAAGCAUCUACGACCGCUUCCUGGCAAAGUUCCCCUUGUUCUUUGGAUACUGGAAAAAGUACGCCGACCUAGAGUUUGCCAUUGCCGGCACCGAGGCCGCCGAGAUGGUCUACGAACGCGGUGUGGCCAGCAUUGCCAUCUCAGUCGACCUCUGGGCCAACUACUGUAGCUUCAAGGUCGAGACGACACACGACGACGCCAUCAUUCGAGAGUUGUUUGAACGAGGCGCCACUUGUGUUGGUCUGGACUUCCUAUCUCACCCUUUCUGGGACAAGUACAUCGAGUUUGAAGAGCGACUCGAGGCCCAGGACAAGGUCUUUGACAUCCUCGCCCGCAUCAUCAACAUUCCCAUGCACCAGUACGCGCGCUACUUCGAAAAAUACCGCCAACUGGCAGCUUCUCGUCCGUUGGCCGAGCUGGCACCAUCAAAUCUCCUCAAUCAAUUCACUGCCGAGCUCGAGCCUGAGACGAAGGGAAAGAGCCAGAUUGAAGUGGAGCGCGCCAUCCGCGCUCGCCUCGAUACCUACCACCUCGAACUCUUCCACAACACCCAAACCGAGACGACCAAGCGCUGGACCUACGAACAAGAGAUCAAGCGUCCGUAUUUCCACGUCACCGAACUCGACGAAGCCCAAAUCGAGAACUGGUCAAAGUACCUUGAUUUCGAGGAGAGUGAGGCCGACUACACCCGCAGCGCCUUCUUGUACGAGCGCUGUGUCGUUACGUGCGCGCACUACGACGAGUUCUGGCAGAGGUAUGCCCGCUGGAUGUACAACCAGGAGGGCAAAGAGGAGGAAGUCCGCAAUAUAUUCCAGCGCGCCAGCUGCAUCUAUACCCCCAUCGCCAGACCUGCCGUUCGUCUCCACUGGGCGCUCUUCGAGGAAGCUUGCGGCAGACCGUCUGUUGCUGCUGCAAUCUACGAAGCCAUUCUUGUCACCUUGCCUGGAAACCUCGAAGCCAUCACUCGUCUGGCCAACCUCCAGCGUCGUCAAGUUGGUUAUGAAGCCGCUGUCCAAGUUUAUGACCAGUAUCUCGCUGAUUCCGAAUGCUCGAUUGACGACAAGGGCGCACUUGUUGUAGAGCUGGCUCGACUGGCCUGGAAGUCCAAGGGUGAUGCUGUCGAAGGACGCGAUAUUCUCUCACGUCAGCAGCACAUCUUCCUUGAUAGCCCGUCCUUCUGGGCAGGCUACCUCCGCUUCGAAAUUGACCAACCGACGACUUUGGAGACUGCAGCCGAACAAGCCGAGCGCUUGAAGGCGCUUCACCACACCAUCCGACAGAAGACUCGUCUGAACGCAGAUGUUGUCGGAGACCUUUCUCAAAGAUAUAUGGGCUACCUGACUGAAAAGCAGAGUAAACUCGCAGCCAGAGAGUAUCUCGACCUUGACAUGCAAGUCAAUGGCCCUGCCUCGGUCUCCACAGCCGGCAACGUUGUUGGCGCAAAAGGAGCAGCAGCUUAA
Messenger RNA from Aureobasidium uvarum, 1638 nucleotides. NCBI's taxonomy places the organism in Eukaryota, Fungi, Ascomycota, Dothideomycetes, Dothideales, Saccotheciaceae. The record is from the annotation of a GenBank genome assembly.